Molecule: messenger RNA, 2100 nt
Organism: Branchiostoma floridae (Florida lancelet)
Lineage: Eukaryota; Metazoa; Chordata; Leptocardii; Amphioxiformes; Branchiostomatidae
Product: fibrillin-1-like
Exons: 5
Coding region: 50-715 (221 amino acids)
Molecular function (GO): calcium ion binding
Source: RefSeq, a predicted model, not a curated record
GCACCUCGCACGCAUUACAUCAUCAACUCAGCAGCACCUUCUCACAGAUAUGGCAUUGGGACAUUCUGGAACACACUAUUGGAUUGGAUGUACUGACCGACAGAUUGAAGGCAUAUGGCGAUGGUCCGAUGGGUCAAGUCUCAGCUACACAAACUGGGCUCCAACACAACCAGACAACGCUGAUGGCAUCCAGGACUGCGGAAUUCUGUACAGCAUAUAUGGAUAUGCACAAUGGGAUGAUACGGAAUGCAGUACUCCAUACUUCUUUAUUUGCCAAACAGAUAUUAACGAAUGCUCCAAUGAUAACGGAGGCUGCAGCCACAACUGUGAGAACACUGACGGUAGUUACCGUUGUAUCUGUCAGGACGGGUACCAGCUGUCCGGGUUAACGGACUGUAGGGAUAUUAACGAAUGCUCCAAUGAUAACGGAGGCUGCAGCCACAACUGUAAGAACACUGACGGUAGUUACCGCUGUAUCUGUCAGGAUGGGUACCAGCUGUCCGGGUUAACGGACUGUAGGGAUGAAGACGACAAAACACCGGGGACCCUUGAAAAUAUACUUUCUUCAGUUGUGCCUCCCAUCACCACCAUCGUCGUCGUUAUCCUCAUUGUCAUUGCUAUCAUAUUUGCCAUCAGCAAGUACAAGAAUAAGACAACUCCAGACAACUCCAAUUCUCCACCACCUCCCUACAGCCAAAGGAUGGCCUGGAAAUAAAACUGACGUGUAUUCAUUUAAUCAGCCUUGUAACCUCCAUGAAGUAUGCCACAGAGGACAUAUUUUAGCAAUUGUUGUCUAACUAGCUAUAGUUUAUAUUUUCACUAGCGUUUGUCUGACUGUCUGCUGUUUUAACAAGAGAAAGGCUGGAUUGAUUAAUUUCAUAAUCAGUGUUGGUAGUAUGUGACAAAAACUUGAAAUAUUUGAUUUGGGGCCUCCUUACCGCCACCUUUGUUAAUGCAGCAGAAGUGCUGGUUUUGAAAUCUCACGUUCCGUACAAGAUAUGUCAACGUUAGAUAGCUCGUUCGCUCAGAAAGAAGUGACAUAAAUUUUGACCCCCUUACAGCGAGUUUUGGAGUAGCAGGGCCCAUUUGUCAAAGAUAUUCUAAGAAUUGAAAGUGAUAAGAAAUUUUCAUUAUUUUUGGUUUCGAGCUAGCAUAGAAAAUGAUGUACAAAACGUAAUAUGCAAAUACGAUUACAUUUUCAUUGUUACUGGGAAUAUUCGUACUAUUAUGCAUAUGGAUGCUUAAUUUGCAUAACCCAUGCAAAAACUUUAAAAUCACAUCAUUUCCUAUACCUGGACUUAAAUAAAAUUAACAUAUGUUAUUCAUGACAGGUAGGAAAUAAACAGAUACUUAUAUUGAUUACUAAUACAAAUAUGGCAAAGCCGCUUAAUGUUAAGUGAUGGGAACAUCACAGGACAUAAAAUCUACUUUAUAAAGAUAUGGAGUCGCCGAAAUGAAGUCUGACGAUCCUGUGAAACAUGAGAGCUCUGAGUUGGAUACAUGUCCUAUUCUGAGCAAAAUCAGAAUGUUGAUGUGGUGUGGUGUGAUGUUAUCAUACUAAAGAACGCCUCAACAGAAAAAAAUAUAUAUUGUAAAAUCUUGUCAUCAAUCAACAUUUUAUACAGCAUAAGUUAAUAAUACACAUACACUAAAUAGUGAUAUUUACGGUAUAAUAUUGACUUUUUUUGUCGUUGGAGUGCUUUUAAAUAUAUGAGAGAUCUUUUCUUUGCAUAUUCCUGCCCAGAUGGGCUAAAUGUAGUAAUUCAGUAGUGUUGUUUGAAGUACUAAAGAUUGAAUGCUAUUAUCAGUGUAACAACUGAACAAUUCGAUGAACGUAGUAUGUAUCUGGAGGUAUGAUAUUAUUUGAACAAUUGUUCACAUGCCUCUUCCGCCUCAUUCAAACAGGUGUAUACGAACUCACGUAGUGUUUUUAUAUUGCUGUCAUUGACUGUCAUUAUAUAUACAAAUAGUUUGUUGUUGUUUAACAGUUUUAUUACACCGUGUGUCUACAUUGAGAGAACGUCUAAAAGAAUUAUGCAUGUCACUGUAUGAAGAACACUGAUAAAAAUAGACGUUUGGAAUUACAGAGUGUUCAAAGUC